This is a messenger RNA of Neurospora crassa OR74A, 3802 nucleotides long. It is a transcript of the gene vad-2, whose product is annotated as VAD-2, variant. Gene Ontology annotation, cellular component: nucleus. The transcript has 3 exons. The record is from RefSeq and is a predicted model, not a curated record. Gene Ontology annotation, biological process: regulation of DNA-templated transcription. Gene Ontology annotation, molecular function: zinc ion binding; DNA-binding transcription factor activity, RNA polymerase II-specific; transcription cis-regulatory region binding. Lineage: Eukaryota; Fungi; Ascomycota; Sordariomycetes; Sordariales; Sordariaceae. The coding region runs from base 1049 to 3208 and encodes 719 amino acids.
CACGACUCCUCAGUUUACCUACCUACACUACCUAACAGUUCCGCCACCGUCAAUGUUGCUUCAUCUUACUAUCUUACCUACCUGUAGGUACCUCUGCGCGUCUAUUGUCUCUCUUGAAACCACCCGAACGAAGGGGCUGUUCAUCCAUCUUCAGCAUCACGCGGCAUUACACUGGACGGGCACGCCAGAGGCACCGUCCGGGCACCAGCCAGUGACCGUGCAUGCAUAUCUGAUAUGUACCUCCUCUGAAUACUACAUAUACCUCUACCUACCUCUCCCAUAAUACACCAUUACAACACAAUUCGGUAAUCCACAUUCGCAGCAACUGGUGUCUUGGCUUUGGCAAUCACACAACUGAAGACAUUGGCCUGUUGUGCCUCAGCUGUGACUCUUAUUAACUGCUUGGCUAAGCAGUGGUUUGACCGGCGACCCCAUCGCCAAACCUGAUUGGGCCGAUUCGACUGGGUCCGGGUCUGCAUUGGUCUGCAAGGCUACCUAGAGAGGUAGCAGCAGCUGCGGAAGACGGAAGACGGGACAGAACAGGAAGAGCUCUCUCUGCCAGGUACCUUACACUACCCAUCGCCAGUGCCGCCAUCAACCUUAAACACGCCGGGCGUCCCCCCAACUUCCCGAUCUCGGAUUCCCAAUUUCUUCACCAUCACCCUCGACCACCGCCCAUCGGCCCAUAUCGCCCAUCGCCCCAUCGCGACACCGGACCACCACUACGACGCCUGCCCGGAUACCGUACCGGAUCAUCGGGUCGCCCCAUCACGCGACCACCGCGCCGCCCUGGACGUCUACCGACCCGUUGACGCCACCGGUCCGCCCAGUUUUUCCUCCGAUCGAUUGACUACUGCCGUGUGCCGCCCCGGCUGCCACUCCCGUGUUUUGAUACGGUUCGGCCAUAGGAGCAUUUGGCCAGUGAGACCACUUUAGCUCCGAGGACUUUGUACCACAACACCAGCACACACACCUCUAUACUAUACUAUACUAUACUAUACUAUACCAUACAGUCUUCAGUUCUCUCCGUCUCUGCUAUUUGAUUACCAUGGAGAGCCCCGAGUUCUCGGCUGGUAUGCGUAACCAGGGCCCCAAUGGUGGUCCCCCAAAGCGCAAGCGCAGCAUCAUGGAAAGCAGCCCUGCUAGCACAGGAGACAACGACCGUGAAGAGCGCGACGAUGGUUCUCCCGAGACCAAGGGUGGCCGCCGGCUGCCCGGUGUCAAGCGCGCCUGCAACGAGUGCCGUCAACAAAAGUUGCGAUGCGAUGUCGUUCAAGAACCCUUCUCUAGCUGCUCACGAUGCAACCGUCUACACCUCGAAUGCAAGAUCGAAUCCAACUUCAAGCGCGUCGGGAAGCGUAGUAAGCAUGCCGAGAUGGAGAAAGAAAUCGAGAGGCUCAGACGCGCGGUGCAAAGCGCAAAAUCCCAAGGUUUUGUUGUCGACGAGGACGAUGACAACAACACCCCAGGCAAUGCCACGCACUCCCAACUACACUCCCCUGUGAUCAACAGCCAUUAUUCGCACACAAGGAACCCCUCGUUGAUGGGCUCCGACGAGGCUGUCUCUUCUCUGCUUCACCUGAAGCGGGGAGGCUCCUAUGCCAUGCCCAGGAUCGUGCGUGAGCUUGAAGACUUCAGGAUAACAGAAGAUGACGAAGGCGUUUUGUUUAACGACUACUUCCACUAUUAUCAUCCAUUCCUCCCAUUCCUCAACCCCCAUCAGACCCCAGACCAGUACUACCAACAGUAUCCUUUGCUUUACUGGGCCAUAGUGGCCGUGGCUAGCAGGCGCUAUGGCCACGAUCGAUCAUUCUUGACAAAGCUAUCCAGCCCUCUGACAAGAUUGCUCUGGACUACCAUCGGCGAGGUGCCUCAAAGCUACUUUGCUGUCAAGGCGCUGUGCCUCCUCUGCACAUGGCCUCUUCCGACCAGCACAUCAUCAUCCGACCCGACCCACAUUCUGGGUGGUGUCCUGAUGAAGACGGCUACCGGUCUGGGCCUUCAUCGGCCAAAUCACAUGAACGACUUCUCAAGGGUGCCUAUAGAGCUCAACAAGGAGGGUCUUCAUGAUAGAAUCAAGACGUGGGCCGUCGCCAAUAUCGUGGCGCAGGCUGUAGGCACAGGCUAUGGUCAACCUGCAACAACCUUAUACGACUGGACAUUGGCUACUCGCCAAGGCGAUACAAGUCCUGCUUCGCUAGGCCCAGAGCUCGAGGCUAGACUCCAGAUCGAACGCUUUUGCGAUAAGGUCUCCAAGGAGAUGUACAGCAAUGCUAGCGAUCCUAGGGGCGUUGCAGGCGAUGAGCAUCGAGCCAUGUUGAUGCGCGUUUAUCGUCGCGAUUAUAACGAGCUGGCUGCUUCCGUCUUGUCCAAGGGUGUCUCGCCGGUCGUCAACCUCCAUCUCAAGGCUGCUGGCCUCCAUCUACGCCUUGCAGGCUUUUUCGAUUCCAACAACUCACCCAACUACCUGGAUGAUCUUAUGGGGCUCUGGAGAGCUACGACGAGCUUCCUCGACUUCAUCUUGGAUGGCGACCCGUCUUGCCACGAUCACUAUUCUUACCAAUACCGCGAUCAGUACAUGCUCAAGUACGCCUCCAAUUUUAUCCAGCAGAUGCUGGUAGCUGCCGGGUUCUCACUGCUCAAGCUACUGCGCUCCUUCUUCGCCAAAAUUAUUGAUUUUGAUCGCGGACGGGAACUCUUCCACAGAACCAUCCAGGCCAUCCGGACCACAAGCGUCAUACAGAACGAUCUUUAUUGGAGAUUGGCUGAGCUCAUGGUCCAGAUAUGGAAUGGCGCUGGUAGGGAGAACCCAAACGCAUAUCGGCCAGAUGGAACCGACCCGGUGGUGGACGACAGUCUACAACUCAAGGUGAGAUGUAGACACAGCAUGAGUCUGGUAUUCGAUUCGAUUUGGCACUGGAGGGAAGAGUACCAAGCCAGGGGGAGAGGUACACUUGAUGCCUCUUCGACACAUCUCGAUAGUACGCUAGCACCGCCCUCUCACGGUAUACCGAACCUUGGCCUUGCCGCCGCCGCCUCGAACGGAUCCAUCACACCCGGAGGAGGAUCAACUACCAUGGGUGGAAACCAGCAACUCAUGGGCAUGAACGGCUUCGAUACCCUCGACGUCUGGGAUCCCCAACACUGGAUGCUCGAUGGCCUGCUCGACUUCAACUACACGUUUGUCCCUCCGAUAGAAGGCGCUUAGGAGCCCCUUUUACGACCAGGAAACGGAACGUCUUGAUGCAUACCCACGAUUAGCCGCCGCCGUCGAUGUCCGAAUAUCUUUAACGCGUACUAAAUGGAUUCAUAUUAUACAGAGCUUCAACACUCGAUUACACAGUAUCACCAUCAGCAUCAGCAUCAGCAAAUUGUUUUCUUCGAUCAGCAUGCUCUUUCAUAAUUCAUGUGUUGCAUUUUCAGUUUGCUUUUCAUUUUUCCAACAAGUAUACCCCGUUUUUUAUGCACAUAAUGAGACUAAAAAUCUCUGGGAUAAUGGGGUUCGGGAUUUGCUUUUUUUUUUCGCUUUGGUUCGGGAUGACGGUAGGCUGGGAAAAUUUACUAGGGCGGAACUCAAAAAUCAAAAUUGGCGAAGUGUCUUGAGACUAUGUCCAAGACGAUGGAACAAGUUAUAUAAUUUUCUUCAUAUUCAGCGUAGUCGUAGUGUGACACAAAAGAAGAGAAGGUGUUAUCAUGGUGUGUCUUCUACAUAGCUCAUGUCUGGCAUCGACGAGAGAAAGCUCGUAAUUGCAUUGUGUUUCAUACUCAAAAUUGCAAAGUUCAGUUGCAUUCCCUUCCUCAG